GCCUUAUGCGGGGCAGGGCGGGCGGGCAGUGAGGAGGCGGCGGAGGCCGGCCCGCUGUCCAGGCACUAUGCAGAAGUGCGUGCGCUACAACGAGGGGCACGCCCUGUACCUGGCCCUGCUGGCCCGCAAGGAGGGCACCAAGCGUGGCUACCUGAGCAAGAAGACGGCGGACACCAGCCGCUGGCACGAGAAGUGGUUCGCGCUCUACCAGAACGUGCUCUUCUACUUCGAGAGCGAGCAGAGCGCCCGGCCCGCCGGCAUGUACAUGCUGGAGGGCUGCAGCUGCGAGCGGGCGCCGGCCCCCAAGGGCGCCUCCGCCGGCAGCGCCAAGGACACCGCGCUAGACAAGCAGUACUUCUUUACUGUUGUCUUUGGCCAUGAAGGGCAGAAGCCACUGGAGCUCCGUUGUGAGGAAGAAAGUGAAGGAGAUGAAUGGGUAGAAGCUAUCCACCAAGCUAGUUACUCAGACAUUCUGAUUGAGAGAGAGGUCUUAAUGCAGAAGUACAUUCAUCUAGUUCAAAUUGUAGAGACAGAAAAGAUUGCAGCCAAUCAGCUUCGACAUCAACUUGAAGAUCAAGACACGGAAAUUGAAAGACUAAAAUCUGAGAUUGUAGCUCUCAAUAAAACUAAGGAACGAAUGCGACCUUAUCAAGGCAACCAGGAAGAUGAGGAUCCAGAUAUAAAAAAAAUUAAAAAGGUUCAGAGCUUUAUGCGAGGCUGGUUGUGCAGAAGAAAAUGGAAGACAAUUGUCCAAGAUUAUAUUUGUUCUCCACAUGCAGAAAGCAUGAGAAAGAGAAACCAAAUAGUUUUUAACAUGGUCGAGGCUGAAUCUGAAUAUGUGCAUCAUCUUUACGUUCUUGUAAACUGUUUUCUCAGGCCUUUAAGAAUGGCUGCAAGUUCAAAGAAACCACCUAUUAGUCAUGAUGAUGUUAGUAGCAUUUUCCUCAACAGUGAAACUAUAAUGUUUCUUCAUGAAAUAUUUCAUCAAGGAUUAAAAGCAAGAAUAGCUAAUUGGCCUACUUUAAUUUUAGCUGACUUAUUUGAUAUUUUGCUGCCAAUGCUGAACAUUUAUCAAGAAUUUGUUCGGAAUCAUCAGUACAGUCUACAAGUACUGGCAAACUGUAAGCAAAACAGAGAUUUUGACAAACUCUUGAAGCAAUAUGAAGCUAACCCAGCAUGUGAGGGGAGAAUGCUGGAAACAUUCCUUACUUACCCUAUGUUUCAGAUUCCUAGAUAUAUUAUAACUCUUCAUGAACUUCUGGCUCACACACCCCAUGAACACGUGGAAAGAAAGAGCCUUGAAUUUGCUAAAUCUAAACUAGAAGAACUUUCAAGGGUGAUGCAUGAUGAAGUGAGUGACACAGAAAAUAUCCGGAAAAAUUUAGCCAUAGAAAGAAUGAUAGUAGAAGGUUGUGAUAUAUUACUAGAUACCAGCCAAACUUUUAUACGUCAAGGUUCUCUUAUUCAAGUCCCUUCAGUUGAGAGGGGGAAACUUAGUAAAGUUCGCCUGGGAUCAUUGUCUUUGAAAAAAGAAGGAGAAAGACAAUGCUUCUUAUUUACAAAACACUUUUUAAUUUGUACAAGAAGUUCAGGAGGAAAACUGCAUCUGCUUAAGACAGGGGGUGUUCUCUCUUUAAUAGAGUGCACGCUGAUUGAGGAGCCAGAUGUGAGUGAUGAUGAUUCAAAAGGUUCUGGGCAAGUGUUUGGUCACCUUGAUUUCAAGAUUGUGGUUGAACCUACUGAUGCUCCUCCUUAUACUGUGGUACUGUUAGCUCCUUCGCGACAGGAAAAAGCUGCGUGGACAAGUGAUAUAAGUCAGUGUGUUGACAAUAUAAGAUGCAAUGGUUUAAUGACUAUAGUGUUUGAAGAAAACUCUAAAGUCACUGUGCCACAUAUGAUCAAAUCUGAUGCUCGUCUUCAUAGAGAUGACAUUGAUAUCUGCUUCAGCAAAACAUUAAAUUCCUGCAAAGUGCCCCAAAUUCGUUAUGCAAGUGUGGAACGCCUCUUGGAGAGAUUAACAGACUUGCGCUUUCUUAGUAUUGAUUUUCUUAAUACUUUUCUGCAUACUUACCGCAUAUUUACUACUGCAGCUGUUGUACUGGAGAAACUCUCAGAUAUAUACAAAAGGCCUUUCACUUCCAUUCCAGUCAGGUCUUUGGAAUUGUUUUUUGCUACCAGUCAAAACAACAGAGGAGAACACCUGGCUGAUGGGAAGUCACCACAUCUUUGUCGCAAAUUCUCAUCUCCUCCCCCACUGUCACUCUCUAGAACUUCCUCACCUGUCAAAACCAGAAAACUCUCAUUGACUAAUUCACCACUGAACUCAAGAAUAGGGGCUUUAGAUCUCUCUGCUUCCUCCGUUGCCAGCAGUCCUACCUCAACUUACAGCCCAGCCACAUCCCCACCACCCACUGCUAGAAAAGUACCACUGGACCUCAGCAAGGGCCCCUCCUCCCCCGAACAAAGUCCUGGAUCCAUAGAAGAGAAUUUAGAGAAUCCUCGCAUUGAUCUGUGUAACAAGCUAAGAAGAAGCAUUAGAAGAGCAGCAGUUCUAGAAUCUGUGUCAGUGGACAGGACAAUUCCUGAAAGCACCUCGACUGUUGAGGCACCUGAGCUUUCCCCAUGUCGAUCCCCCUCAACUCCACGACAUCUCCGCUACCGUCAGCCAGGAGUACAGACUGCUGACAACAGCCACUGUUCUGUUUCUCCUGCUUCUGCAUUUGCUAUUGCUACAGCUGCAGCAGGGCAUGGAAGUCCACCAGGAUUUAACAACUCUGAACGAAUGUGUGACAAAGAGUUCAUAAUAUGCAGAGCAGCCACUAAUCGUGUCCUGAAUGUCCUGCGGCACUGGGUCUCCAAACAUUCUCAGGAUUUUGAACUAAACAACGAGAUGAAAAUGAAUGUUCUAAAUUUGCUGGAAGAAGUUUUGAGAGAUCCAGACCUUCUGCCACAAGAAAGAAAAGCCACAGCAAACAUACUGAGGGCUCUUUCUCAGGAUGAUCAAGAUGAUACCCACUUAAAAAUAGAGGAUAUAAUUCAAAUGUCAGAAUGUCCAAAACCAGAGUGCUUUGAAACUUUGUCAGCCAUGGAGCUUGCAGAGCAAAUAACUCUCUUAGAUCACAUAGUUUUCAGAAGCAUACCCUAUGAAGAAUUUCUUGGGCAAGGCUGGAUGAAAUUGGAUAAAAUUGAAAGAACUCCAUACAUUAUGAAAACCAGCCAACAUUUUAAUGAUAUGAGUAACCUUGUUGCCUCGCAAAUUAUGAACUAUGCUGAUGUCGGUUCCCGUGCUAACUCAAUUGAGAAGUGGGUUGCAGUGGCGGAUAUUUGUCGCUGUAUGCACAACUACAAUGGUGUUUUAGAAAUUACAUCAGCCUUCAACAGAAGUGCAAUCUACAGACUGAAGAAAACCUGGGCUAAAGUUUCUAAACAGACAAAAGCUCUCAUGGACAAACUUCAGAAGACUGUGUCAUCUGAGGGAAGAUUUAAAAACCUUAGAGAAACACUCAAAAAUUGUAAUCCCCCUGCAGUUCCCUAUCUUGGAAUGUACUUGACAGAUCUAGCAUUUAUUGAAGAAGGAACACCAAACUUCACUGAGGAAGGCCUGGUCAAUUUUUCCAAAAUGAGAAUGAUAUCUCAUAUUAUCAGAGAGAUACGCCAGUUCCAGCAGACCUCCUAUCGGAUAGAACAUCAGCAAAAGGUCACUCAUUACUUACUCAACAAGACCCUCAUCACAGAUGAGGAUACUCUGUAUGAGUUAUCCCUAAAGAUUGAACCCAGACUCCCUGCCUGAAGAAUGAGCUUCAUCCCAGAGUUGACAGAGUUUUAGUGUGAUGAACACAAUUAUGCAUGCCAUGCCCUACAGACCCCAAAGGCACAGAUUGAGAAGAUUGCAAACUCUCUUUUCCAAUAAGGGAGAUAGAGCCUCACAGAAAUUCCCUCUCAGACAAGGAAAAUCAGCUGCUGGAGGUGAAAGACAAAAUGCUUCAGACUUGAGGGUUGAAUGAUUGUUACUUUGCAAAGAUAAUGUUUUGCCAAAAGGACUAUGCACCUAAUAGAAAACAGAAGCCUUUCAUGAGAAUAGCUACUCAUUGCAGCCAUCCUAAUGGGGCAGAGAAGGGGACAAAUUUAAAUGUAGUACAGUAUUCUGUUAGAUUAGGAUAAAUGGACAAAUGCAGAUGGCAUUGAUCUGGCACAGGUUGCUUAUCAAAUGUGUAUCUAUUGAGGCAUUCAUCGGAUUAAUCCACUGUCAUUAUACUGUAUUCAUUACAAACAAUAGGAGCUUAAGAAUCAUUUACUAACCUGCAGUGAUAGCAGGAUAAUAUCUAAGAACUUUCGCUACAGCAUAUGCUGUUCAGAGUAUUUGUUAUAAAUUAGAUAUUUUCAUUUAUAGCAUAUUCAGGUCUGAAAAUAUGUUAUCAACCUUUUUUAAGGUGGGAGGUUUUACAUGCUACAAAUAAACUAACUUAACUAUGUAAGUUUUCACCAAUACAUAAUGAGGAGUUUUACAGCAUGGAAAAUAAUGAACUGUGUGAAUAGUUGCAGGCCAUGGGAGCAUCCGCUGGACUAUCUGAGUUUAGGAGCUAUAUUUGGAAUUGGUUGACCCAGAUUCAUAAACAUAUCAUGAGUGAGAUACUUGGUCAUUUAGCACAUCGUCUCCUGAGAAAGGCACUCUGAUUUUCUGUACCUACAGCAUCCCUGACAGUUCAGUGACUAUAAAGCACCUGCUGCACACACUGGGGGAGGAAUGUUUGACUGGUUUGGCAAUGGAUAAUGCUCAGCAAUGAAGAGAGCAGGAUUAACUGUUUUAUUUUACAUUAAAUGAAUUAUUUAAAAAGCAUUAUUUUUUUGCUCAGCUGAUCAAUUCUAAAAUCUUUUUUCUACAGUGAAGUUUGAGUGCCAGCAAACAGGAAAUAUAAUUUUAUUUGGGGAAGUUGUUAUUUGCAUAUGUGUCUUCUAGAGAAAAUAUGCUAUUUGUAACUGUUUUUAAAACUCAUGCUACUGUGUGAUUCUGGGUAGAAUCCAUUUCUGCAAAUAUAUGGUUCUUCAUACAGUUUCCUGAUAGUAACCUAUUGUAGCUGCAUGGAAGAUGAGCUCAAAAUGCAUGCUAUACAGUAUAUCAUAAAACCAAAUGCAGGUAUUAGCACUGUUUAAUAACUAGGCUGGAGAAGUGUUCUUACUUUUCCAGUGAUUAUCAGCCAGUUGAAGAAAAUAGGGCUAUAUCAUUUGUUUACCUCCCGUAAAUCUUCUCAGGGAGAUAGAUGUUUAAAAAAGAUUGUGACCUGAGCCUAUUUGAUGUGACAGUUCGUACCACGCUCGUGAAGUUUCUGAAUGUUAACAAUGAAAAUGGAUCUGCCUGGCUUAUGGUUUUUGUCUUUAUUUGCACUUUAAUUACAUUGUUAGCCCAGCCAAGAGCUUCACAAUAAAUUCCAUUUGUUGUAAGUGUAAACACUAGCAUUUAUAAAUGUACCUUAGUAGGCCAUCUUUGUUAAUAACUGCAUGAGUAAAUAUCAAAGAAAUACUGGUAAAUCCCUCAUUAAAGAAAAGAAACAGGGAAACUUCCAGAAGUAUUUUUAAAUAGUUCUGAUUAAUGAAUGGUGGAGAAGUGAAGAUGGAAAGUGUUAAUUAUAGGUGCUUUUUAUUUUUUCAAAAAGCUGCUUGUUCUUUUCAGUAGUGACUGAUAAGAAGCUGAUUGUAUCCUGAUGCAUGAUAAAUAAGAAGCAUGGGUUAUUUGGACCGUAAAGCCAACUUACUAUGUGCUUUCUGUGUAUUCAUAAUACAAAAAGAAUUGCCAUAAGUCAAUUGCAUAAAAUGCCUAAAGGUCACACAGUGGAAAAUAGGAGCAGUAAAACUGGUCUGAAAAGCAAGUCCCUAGCUGACCUUUAUUUUAUCUCUAUUCACACAAAACAUGUGAACAACUGUAGGUGUCCUAACAGACCUUAGUGGCACAACCUGUUGGCCACUACUUCAUCUGCCUGUAUACCAUUUUGCCAUAUCUGCUUUGUAGGUCUGGGGAGCUCUUGUCAGUCAUGCUCUUGAGGUGCAGGCAAAGGUUCUUCUAGGUGUCCACCUCGUUAUCCUAAUUUUAUCACAUUUUUUUUACACACACUAUGUACAUCUAGACUAAGUUUGUUGCUGUGUUGCUACAGAUAUUGUCAUAAAUUAUAUACCACCAAUAUAUAGUGUUUUGCAGUUUCAGAAUAUUCAACAACUAAUUAAUCCUCACAAAACCAGUUGGAGGACAGGAGAUAAGUGGUGUCUCCUCAUUUUACAGAUGGAGAAACUAAGAUACAGUAGUUAAGGAUGCUGAGCACCCACAGCUCCUCUGGAAAUCAAUAGGUGGUGUGGUUGCUCAGCACCUCUGAAACGUCAGAUCCUAAGUGAUUUGUCCACAGUUAGUAGUACAGCUGGGAUUAGAAUCUCUGAAGUACUUGGAUCCUAGUCCUGUCCUCCCACUACCAGAAAAUGAUGCCGACAUAUAUAAAGCACUGGAAUAAAUUGCCUAGGAAGGUUGUGGAAUCUCCAUCAUUGGAGAUUUUUAAGAGCAGCUUAG
Chelonoidis abingdonii (Abingdon island giant tortoise) is the source of this 6550-nucleotide messenger RNA. It is a transcript of the gene RASGRF2, whose product is annotated as Ras protein specific guanine nucleotide releasing factor 2. Gene Ontology annotation, cellular component: plasma membrane. The record is from RefSeq and is a predicted model, not a curated record. NCBI's taxonomy places the organism in Eukaryota, Metazoa, Chordata, Testudines, Testudinidae. Gene Ontology annotation, molecular function: guanyl-nucleotide exchange factor activity. Gene Ontology annotation, biological process: Ras protein signal transduction.